ACGGAGCGCUGCUGAAUAAACUCUGACAUCAUUUCUGUGCGACAUGCCGGAUGGAAACCAGAAAGCAUCUGCAUGUUGUUGAUGUUUUAUAUGAGUUAAAACUAGUGAUUCAACACUUUAAAUGUACAUGUAGCGUUAGCUAUCAAGGAAUUAGCUGUCGGUAGCAACGUAGGUGCAGCCUCGCAUGUUUAACUUCAGUCUUUGUUCCAUAAAUCCACCACAAUACAUAUACAUGUGCAACGUUUAGCUACGUUACCAUUAGCGACUAGACAGCGUUGCUUAGCUACUGGUUACUGGUUAUUCUGACCAACGCUGGUCUCUGACGCGGGUUAAAGGUGACGUUAUGAGUUAUGGAUAUGGAGGUCGAGGAGGAAGAGGAGGCAGAAGAGGAGGAGGUCGAGGAGGAGGUGGAGGCUACAGAGAUGGAAGCAGAGAGAGAUGGGACAGAGGAGGAGGAGGAGGAUCGAGAGGACACAGAGAGGACUCUGACCAGGACCGAGGAGGAGGAGGAGGAGGAGGACAACGGGACCGUCCUCCUCCUCACCUGAAGGGUCGUGAGAUCGGUCUGUGGUAUGCAAGAUAUGGAGCCGUGAGGAAGAAGCAGAAUGACCGCAGAUCGCGGGCGGUGGUCGGGAUGGAUGAGGCCAGAGAGCAGCACAUCACCAAGCUGCUUAACUCUGUCCAAAAUGAUCAGCCCGGUCCAUGGAGGGAAGGCAGGGAUGCAAGAGCCUCUACGUCUGACAGCAGGCGGACAGCUGCCAGUAGCAGUGGUCAUUGUUUCUUUGAUGGGGAUGCGCCUGAAGAAGAUAAACUGAAGAUGGAGUUGAAAUCUGACGAAGAGGAGGAAGAAGUUACUCCAGGCCAGAAGAAAGCAACUCACAAAUCACAACGUUACUUUUCUGCAGCAGUCGUUAAAGAUGAGACUCCGGACGCGUGGGAUGAAGACGAACAGCAGCAGCAGCAGCAGGACGAGGAGGAGGAGAAGGAGGAGAAAGAGAAACUGAGAAGGAAAGACAAGGACCUGGAGUACUUAUAUCAGGAAGUAGUCAGAGACGAAUCACUGGAUGACCGCUUAAAGAGAGAUCUGCAGAGCAAGAAAUCCGAUUAUAAGUACAAAGAAAUGCUGAAAUUCAGGGAAAAACUACCAUCUUAUGGCAAAAGAGAGGAGCUGGUUGAGCUGAUCAACUCAAACCGUGUCCUGGUGGUGAGUGGGGAAACGGGGUGUGGAAAGACCACCCAGGUCACCCAGUUCAUCCUAGACGACUACAUCAACAGAGGCGUGGGCUCAUUGUGUCGCGUGGUCUGCACGCAGCCUCGACGCAUCAGUGCCAUCUCGGUAGCAGAACGUGUAGCAGCAGAGAGGGCAGAAAGUGUCGGGAAUGGAAAUUCUUGUGGUUACCAAAUCCGCCUGCAGAGCCGGUUACCACGGAGACAAGGCUCGGUCCUGUACUGUACGACAGGCAUUAUUCUUCAGUGGCUUCGCUCAGACCGAUUGCUGUCCAGUAUCAGCCACCUGGUGUUGGACGAGAUCCACGAGAGGAACCUGCAAUCUGACGUUUUGCUCGUCAUCGUGAAGGACAUACUCAAGCAUCGAGACGACCUCACGAUCAUCCUCAUGAGUGCCACGCUCAACGCAGAGAAGUUUUCCAAAUAUUUUGACAACUGUCCAAUGAUCCACAUCCCUGGUAUGACGUUCCCAGUGGAGGAGUUCCUACUUGAGGACGUUGUGGAGAUGACCAGUUAUCGCUCCCAGAAUCAGGACCGUCGCCCCUCAUGGAAGAGAGGCUUUAUGCAGGGGCGCAACUCCAGACCUGAGAAGGAGGAGAAAGAGGCUGAAUACAAGGAGAGCUGGCCUUGUUACGCACGCACACUGCAGGGCAGAUACUCUGACAACACCAUUGAGACACUGGAGAUGUUGGACAACGAUGAGAAGAUUGACCUGGAGCUGAUCCUGGCACUGAUUCGCCAUAUCGUGCUCAAGCAGGAGGAAGGAGCAAUCUUGGUCUUCCUUCCUGGCUGGGACAACAUCAGCGGCCUCAAUGACCUGCUCACGGCUCAACAGAUGUUCCGAUCAGACCGGUUCGUUAUCAUCCCUUUGCACUCCCUCAUGCCUACCGUUAAUCAGACGCAGGUGUUCAAACGGCCUCCUCCUGGAGUCAGAAAGAUUGUGAUUGCUACCAAUAUAGCUGAGACCAGCAUCACCAUAGACGACGUUGUUUACGUGAUCGAUGGAGGCAAGAUCAAGGAGACCAACUUUGACACCAACAACAACAUCAGCACCAUGACAGCAGAGUGGGUCAGCCUGGCCAACGCCAAACAGAGGAGAGGACGUGCUGGCAGAGUGUGUCCCGGGAAGUGCUAUCAUCUGUACAACGGUCUCAGGGCCAGCCUGCUGGAUGCCUAUCAAUUACCCGAAAUCAUGAGGACACCGCUGGAGGAGCUGUGCCUGCAAAUCAAGAUACUGAAGCUUGGGUCGAUAGCUCGGUUCCUGGAGAAAGCCCUGGACCCUCCCACUGAAAAGGCCGUCAACCUCGCCAUCAAGAACCUCUCAGACCUGAACGCCCUGGACCGUUCAGAGAACCUGACAGCGCUGGGUUUCCACCUGGCUCGUCUGCCCGUGGAGCCUCACAUCGGCAAACUCAUCCUGUUUGGAGCUCUGCUGGGCUGCCUCGACCCCGUGCUCACCAUCGCCGCGUCACUCAGCUUCAAAGACCCUUUCUUCAUACCCUUGGGUAAAGAGAAGAUGGCAGACAUGAGAAGGAGGACCCUGUCAAGAAACUCCAAGAGUGACCACCUCACUAUUGUCAACGCUUUCCAGGGCUGGCAGGAAGCCAAACAGCGCGGUGCCAGGUAUGAGAGGGAGUACUGCUGGGACAACUUCCUCUCUGCCAAUACACUCCAGAUGCUGCACAACAUGAAGGGCCAGUUUGCUGAGCAUCUAAUGAACACAGGCUUUGUCAGCAGCAGGGACCCCAAAGACCCCAAAUCCAAUGUCAACUCUGAUAAUGAAAAGUUGAUCAAGGCGGUGAUUGUAGCCGGUCUGUACCCGAAGGUGGCCACGAUCAGACCGUCUGGCAGCAAGAAGAGGCCCGGGGUGAAGGCGUACACCCAGGCUGAUGGAAAGGUGUGCAUCCACCCGAAAUCAGUCAACGCCGAAGAGACUCAGUUCAACUACACAUGGCUCAUCUACCACCUCAAGAUGAGAACGAGCAGUAUCUUCCUGUAUGACUGCACCGAGGUGUCCCCGUUCUCGCUGCUGUUCUUCGGGGGAGACAUCACGAUCCAGAAAGACGAAGACCAGGAAACCAUCGCCGUGGACGAGUGGAUCGUCUUCAGGUCCCCGGCGCGCAUCGCUCACCUCGUCAAGAGUUUAAAGAAAGAGCUGGAUUCUCUGCUGGAGGAGAAAAUCCGUAACCCCGCUCCCGUGGACUGGCAGAACCGUCAGUCCAAAGACUGCGCGGUCAUCACAGCCAUCAUCGACCUCAUCACCACCCAGGAGAAGCCCACAGGCAGCGCUCAAGGCUAUGACAGAACGUGGGCCCCAAGAGGACAACGCAUUCAGUUCAAUGACGACGAGGACGACGAGGAUUAGAAGUGGCCAAAUUUCGAGCUGAAGAGAAGAGCCUUGGAAAACGACUGGUUGCAUCCUUGGACACAGAGGUCAGUUGGGAUAUUUAUGAUAACCAGCUGGCCUCCUUGAUGGUGCUCCUGAAUGCCAAACCAAGCACGCAAGAGCACUGGAAAAUGUUAUGCACUUGAAUGACUCCCAUUAUUCUUUUUUUUUGUGCCUAUUCUGUCGUUAUUUUGCAAGGACCAAUCCAUGUUCGAAUACACUCGGCAGCGGUUUUGUUUACUGUUUUCAUUUGUAUAAAUGUUGCUCGUUUUUAAGCAAUGUCACUUAAAAGUCUGCGCAAUAAAGAAAGGAUGUUAAAAAAAAAAAAA
Messenger RNA from Sebastes umbrosus (honeycomb rockfish), 3942 nucleotides. It is a transcript of the gene dhx36, whose product is annotated as DEAH (Asp-Glu-Ala-His) box polypeptide 36. Gene Ontology annotation, molecular function: ATP binding; DNA helicase activity; G-quadruplex RNA binding. Gene Ontology annotation, cellular component: intracellular anatomical structure; nucleus; cytoplasm. The transcript is spliced from 26 exons. Bases 344 to 3592 code for a protein of 1082 amino acids. The record is from RefSeq and is a predicted model, not a curated record. Lineage: Eukaryota; Metazoa; Chordata; Actinopteri; Perciformes; Sebastidae.